This is a messenger RNA of Linum tenue, 1959 nucleotides long. NCBI's taxonomy places the organism in Eukaryota, Viridiplantae, Streptophyta, Magnoliopsida, Malpighiales, Linaceae. The record is from the annotation of a GenBank genome assembly.
AAAGAUAUAAAGAAAGGGAGAAAAAAAAAAAAAAAAAAGGACACACCUCUUGCAAGUUGCAAGUGCAAUCGAGGCUUAUAAAAGGCUAAAAAGCCUUACCGGCACAGCACAACGAAAUCAAUCAAACCAGUUUUUCCUUCUCUACCAAAGCCAUUAUGAUGGAGAAGGCUGCUUACGACAAUGCUUAUUGCUAUUCCCUCCUUCCCGUCCUCCUUGUCUUCUCCUUGGUUCUCUACUUAACCUCCGCCCACCGCCGCGUAGGUCGGAAACUCCCUCCAAUCGUGCCCGGCGCCCUCCCAAUCCUGGGCCACAUCCGGCUCAUGAGAUCCCCGUCCCACCAAACUCUGAUGGGCCUGGCCCAACAACACGGCCCCAUUUUCACCCUCCGCCUGGGGACCAAACUGGCCGUGGUGGUCACCUCGGCCUCCCUGGUGGAAGAGUGCUUCACCAAAAACGACGUCGUCCUGGCCAACCGCCCGGCCUUCAUCAUGGGGAAGCACAUGGAGUACGACAACACCUCCAUCACCCAGAUCUCCUACUGCGACCACUGGCGCCACCUCCGCCGCAUCUCCGCCGUCGAGAUCCUGUCCAACCAGCGCAUCAACGGCUUCCAGCCCAUCCGCCUCCAGGAAGUCCACCGCCUCGUCGCCAACCUAAGCGGAGGAGAAGCAGGCGGACGGAGGCGCGUGGAGAUGAAGUCCGCGCUCAACCAGCUGGCCUUCGACGUCAUGACGAGGGUUGUGUCCGGGAAGCGGUACUACGGCGGCGGCGGCGGCGGCGAUGACAUGGAGGCGACGCGGUUCACGGAGAUAAUGAAGAAGGUGGCGGAGUACGGCGGGGCCACUAGCCCGGUGGAUUUCGUGCCGUUGCUGAGGUGGUUGGACCGCGGGAGGUACGAGAAGGAGGCGAUGGAGCUGGCCGGAAAGACGGAUAGGUUCUUCCAAGGGUUGAUUGACGAGCAAAGGCGCGGCAAGGAAACCACCAACUCCGCGAUCGAACGGUUGCUCAAGUUGCAGGAGUCCGACCCCGAGAAUUACAGUGACCAGAUUAUCAAAAACCUUGUUCUGGUGAUGGUGUUGGGGGGAACCGAAACCAACGCAGUGACAAUGGAGUGGGCGAUGUCGUGCCUUCUCAACAAUCCCGACAAACUAGCCAAGGCAAGGGAAGAGAUCGACAAGCAAGUCGGGCAGGAACGGUUGCUAGAGGAGUCGGACAUUGCCGGCCUCCCUUACCUUGGGAACAUAAUCUCCGAGACCUUCCGACUGUACCCGGCUUCUCCGCUCCUCGUCCCGCAUUUUGCCUCGGAGGAUUGCGUGGUCGGUGGGUACCUCGUUCCCGCCCACACAAUGGUGUUGGUCAAUGCAUAUGCUAUUCACAGGGACCCUAAUCUUUGGGACGAUCCAAUGAGCUUUAAACCUGAGAGGCAUUCUGCUGCUGCUGGAAAAGUCGACGGAGCUAAGAUUCUGACUUUUGGGAUGGGCAGAAGGGUCUGUCCCGGUGUGGGUAUGGCGAAUCGGCUUGUGGCCUACACUCUUGGGACAUUGAUCCAAUGCUUUGAAUGGGAACGAGUUGGGGAGGAAGAGAUUGAUAUGACUGAAGGCAAAGGGAUCACAAUGCCUAAAGUUAAGCCACUGGAGGCAAUCUGUGUAGCUCGUCCAGUCGUGAAGAACAUUAUUGUUUCCUGAAGUCUGAAGAUACAUGCAUAAGAAAGAUCAGCCCAUCACCACACCCUAUCAUAUAUAUUAAUUACCUAAUGUAAUGUGUGAUUGGCAGAAUAAAGUAUGUAUCGUGGAUUAAUAAUAUUUAAUAAAAAUGCUAAUAAUACUACUAAUAAUAAUAUAUAGGUUUAGCAACCAGCCAGAGGAGGCUUUACCUAUAUAUUUGCAACUCUCAAUAAAUUUUAUGAAGUUACGUUUGUGAUUUGCUGUGAAUGAAAAUGAAUGGGAAGAAAGAUCAAAG